UAGGCGCUAUACGUAAUCGCGUGUCCACGCACGGUGAACGCUAGCACUCGUUUGCUAGACGGCCGGCUAGCAAAACGAGUCGAUUUCUCUCGGUGCGCGAUAUCGCGGUAGGAACGGUGGAGGAGAGACGUCGUUGCCCGUCGUGGGAUAUCGGAGGGUACGCACCGUCAACAGCCGAAAGGCGAACGGAACAAAACGGGGGAGUCUCCGGUGGAUCCGAAACGACGACGAAACGGAGCGGCGACGGCGGCGGCGGCAUUGUCCUGCUUGUUUUGUUGUCUCGCGUGAAACGCACAGGUGGAACAGAGAGGAAGAUAUCGCGUUCGUCGAGCGAUCCGAGAGAGGAGUGACGGAGGCGAGCGAGACGGUGUGUGUACGACUAGAGAAGAGGACUGCUUGUUCCGUCGUGUGGAGGAACGCGCUGGCAUAGGUGUACAUACCCGUAAAAGAAGACAGCUCGAGGAAACGCGAGGCGAACCUAAAAGGUAGAAAGAAGGAAAGAAAGACAGAAAGACGGCUAUCCAAUCGGGGAAAGAAAUAAAGCGAGAUAGACAGAAGGAGAACGAACGAAAGAGCGAGAGAGAGAUAGAGAAAGAGAGAGAGAGAGGAACGGUUGUGUCGAGGCAAGAACAGGCUCGCGCGAAAGAGUACGACAGGAACGGAACGAGACGGAAAGGGACAAGAGAUAGAUAGAUAGCUAGAAGAGAAAGAAAGAAAGAAAGAGGAAGAUAGAUAGAGAAAGAGAGAAGGAGGGAGAGAGAGAGAGAGAGAGAGAGCAAUAAAGAGAAGAAACGAAAGGUAGCCCAGUGGUAGAACAGGACACGAGGGAGGGAAGGAAGGAGAGACAGGCACGCGAGGUAACCGCGUUAGAUCUGCGAGCUGGGAGAGCUGCUCGAGCUGCGUGAUCCAAAAUGGCGCUGAACCAGGACGUGGACCAGUUGUCGAAGAGCAAUCUCGUGGUGAGGAUGGACCAGAACUCGGAGUCGGAUCUGCAGGCGUUGUUCGACAGCGUCCUGAAGCCUGAAGCCUCGAAGCGUCCGCUCCAAGUGCCGUUACGCAUGCGCAAUCUGCCGGAUUCCUUCUUCAAUCCGCCGUCGACGGGCAGCAAGAGCCCCUCGAUCUCGCAUUCCCGGGAGAAUUCGGCGGACUCUGCUUUCGGGACAGCGGCGAGCGGCGGCGCGGGGCCGGGGGCCGGCGGAAACGCCGCUGGGACCGGCACGCAGGGCACCGGGUCGGCCUCGGGCCAACCUGCCAGCGGAAACGGCGCCGGCACCGGGACGAACGCCGCAGGUGCGGCCGCGGCCGCGGUCGCGGCAGCCGCCGCCGCCGGCCUCACGGUCGCUCAUCCUCGCGCUCACAGCAGCCCGGCCUCGCUGCAGCAGACGUACGCGUCCGCUCAGCAGGCGCCUCAGCACGCGCCCCAGCCGCACGCGCGUCACCACCAUCAUCAGAAGCAACGCAGCUACGACGUCAUCAGCACGGUCGACGACCUGGGUCCCCUGCCGCACGGAUGGGAACAGGCGCGCACCCCCGAGGGACAGAUCUACUUCCUCAACCACCUGACGCGAACCACGACAUGGGAGGAUCCGCGAAAAACAGCGGCCGCAGCGAACGUGGCCGCCGUCGCCGCCGCCGUCGACAACGGAAAGUCCUCCAGCGCUGUUGCGGACUCCCUGGGCCCGUUGCCCGAGGGAUGGGAGCAGGCCCGCACCCCCGAAGGAGAAAUAUACUUCAUUAAUCACCAGACGCGCACCACCUCCUGGUUCGACCCGAGAAUCCCUACCCAUCUCCAGAGAGCCCCCACUUCCGGCGCCAUGCUACCCCAGAACUGGCUCCAACAGCAGCCCGCAGGGGGUGGUAUCCAGAGCAAUCAAACGUUGCAGGUGUGUCAGCAGAAACUCCGUCUCCAGUCGCUACAAAUGGAACGCGAACGUCUCAAGCAACGGCAACAGGAAAUCAUGCGCCAGCAAGAGUUGAUGCUUCGACAGAGCACCACCGAUGCUGCCAUGGACCCGUUCCUGUCGGGGAUCAAUGAGCAACACGCGCGCCAGGAGAGCGCCGACAGUGGUUUGGGCCUUGGUUCCGCGUACUCUCUUCCACACACGCCGGAGGACUUCCUCGCGAACAUCGAUGAUAAUAUGGACGGCACAAGCGAUGGCGGCGCACCCAUGGAGACACCAGACCUUUCUACUCUGAGCGACAACAUCGACUCGACCGAUGAUCUCGUCCCGUCGUUACAGUUGAGCGAAGACUUCAGUAGCGAUAUUCUGGACGACGUGCAGUCGCUCAUAAACCCCAACACGACGAAACCCGAAAACGUGCUAACGUGGCUGUAGUGUGCGGAGACGGAGAUUGUCUAUGACAGGCAAGCAAUCGAUGAGAUCGACUCGAGACAAACACAAAACAAUCGCAAUUUCAAUACGUCUAAACCGAGCGUAAGGAUUCUGGAGGAUCAUACCAGCCGAGCAACGACUAUUCCACGCAAACGAAAGAAAGUUCAAAAACGGAAACAAAGAAAAGAGAUAAUCGCACGCGUACACCGGAGAAAUAAGGAAACAAGGAAAUUCGAAAGAUUCAAGCGGAGGAGAAGAAGAAGCUAAGGCUUAAUCGCGGUAUCCCCCCUUGAGAACGGAGUCGCGUGUAUAUUAUGGUUUAUGUUUAUACCACAUCGGAACUGCCCGCGGAUAAGUGUCCCAGAAAUAUCGACGCCGAUUCGUCGCAAUCGUGCUUCUUAUUGGGUUCCAGAUUCUGGUGGUAAAAAUGGUAAAAAAGUUCGAAGCCUUGAUUAAUUCUAGUGUUCAUGGCAAGCUUGUCUGUGUCUUCCCGGAGAGAGAUCGUUGAGAGUAUAUCGAGCAGGCCGCAAUUACCGCCCGAGGCUUCGUUUCGAACGAAUCCACUGUGUUUCUUCGUUACCAUUUCUACCUCUCUCGUUACACGUAGAAUAAUGGAUAAUGUUUGUUGGAAUCGAAUAAGGAGGUAUGAUUUCACUAUCUUUUUACACAUAUACAUAUGUAUGCAUAGCAAAAGUGGAAAAGAACCUUAAGGUUUUUGGGACAUCGCGUAUACAUGUACAUGAAAACGUAUACAUACAUACAUGCAUAUGUAUAUAUAUAUA
Messenger RNA from Megalopta genalis, 3115 nucleotides. It is a transcript of the gene yki, whose product is annotated as Transcriptional coactivator yki. Gene Ontology annotation, biological process: hippo signaling; positive regulation of transcription by RNA polymerase II. The record is from RefSeq and is a predicted model, not a curated record. Gene Ontology annotation, cellular component: nucleus; cytoplasm. NCBI's taxonomy places the organism in Eukaryota, Metazoa, Arthropoda, Insecta, Hymenoptera, Halictidae. Gene Ontology annotation, molecular function: protein binding; transcription coactivator activity.